Mizuhopecten yessoensis (Yesso scallop) is the source of this 6173-nucleotide messenger RNA. Its product is annotated as condensin complex subunit 2-like. The transcript has 17 exons. Gene Ontology annotation, biological process: mitotic chromosome condensation. Gene Ontology annotation, molecular function: chromatin binding. Lineage: Eukaryota; Metazoa; Mollusca; Bivalvia; Pectinida; Pectinidae. The coding region runs from base 82 to 2304 and encodes 740 amino acids. Gene Ontology annotation, cellular component: condensin complex. The record is from RefSeq and is a predicted model, not a curated record.
CGGAAACUUCGAAAACUGUGGAUUUGUAAAUAGACGGUAACACCAGCAUAUACAUAUAUUCAUGUUGUUUACCAUCACUUUAUGGUAAUCAUGCCGGAGAUGCGAGACAUUUUGUCUCCCUUGACAACGCCUAAUAUUCACAGAACACCGGUGUUUUCUAAUAUACCUGGUAUAUCACCCUCCACUAGCCGUAGUCAUGUGGGUCUUAAAAGCCCCUCGGGCACCCUGCUGGCAAGUGAACAUGAUGAGGCUGCAGAAAAGAGAGAGAGACGGAGGUCAAGGGUCAUGCAGCUUCAACAGAGGACACUGGAAAGUCCUGUAUCUCCUGUAGACAAACGAAGAUCAUUGACCUUAAAUGGCCUGUCCAGCACACAAAUAGCUGAGCACUAUGCCAACUGCAUCAAACUAUCAGCAGAAAAUAAAAUCACAUCAAAGAAUGCUUUUGGACUCCACCUCAUCGACUACAUGUCAGAUCAGCUCAAGAAAAAGGAACUAGAAAACUUUCAGGUUGCCAGUACUACACUUGAUGCCAGUGCUAAGAUUUACGCCGGUAGAGUGGACGCCAUCCACACAGAGACAUACAAGGUUUUAUCUGGCCUCGGACGCAGCUCGGACAAAAACAAACACGGCGACGACCAAGAGGCGGAAGAUACCAAUGCAGAUCCCAAUGAACAAGGUACAGAAGAUGAAAACAAAAAGAAAAAGAAGAAGGCACGAAAGAAGAACACUGUGGAGGCAAACAUUAGAAAUAUUGACAUGAAGGAGAAAGACUUUGAAGCUAAGGCAGACGCGCUGUUCCAGAUAAUGUCGGCCACAUUUGACGAGGGUGGAAUCAGCAGCCUUCUCCUCAACAGUUUACGAUGUUUUGACGACCAGCAAGGCCUAGCCCUCGACUCUAGUACACUGAUAGGGCUGUGUCCAGAGUUGAGCGAGUGUUCUCAGCAUCAGGCCAAUGACCUGAGUGAAAUAAUAGACCUGUCCCGAGGCCACGAUAUUGGACCGUUAGAGAUGUGUCCGAACUUCUCCACCUUCAACUGGGACGAUGCUAAUGAGACAUCCAUCUUGCCUUCUGGUCCGUCUUCUCAGGCGUUUGAUAUUGAUGCUGAGCCUGAGCCAAUACCAGACAUGGACGAGGACCACAACGAUGACCUACCACCUGACAUGGGUGGCCUUGACAUGGAAGACAUCGGCAACGCAGAUUCUGACACAAGCCACUGUGAAGGAGAUGAGGCACCAGGCCAAGGCAUAUCUAUAGGAGACGGCAAGGCUGCACAGCUCAUGGACACUGUUAUGAAGGACCUCUCGAAAGGAUCGACAGGUACAUUGAUGCAGGUUUUAGCCGCCGAGCCGUCAGACUACUCCUUCUUCAACAAGACAUUACUGAGAACGUGGGCUGGACCAGAACACUGGAAAAAGGGACCUGUGAAUAGAGAUCUCUCAAAAGGCAAAGAUGGCACAGACAAGACUCAGAAGAAGGCAAAGAAGCCUGUUUUUAAGAUAGACUAUGACCAGGAAAUAGACUUUGAAUUACAAUUUGUGCCUUCAAAAUCAGUCACUCUGACCAAGGCAACGUUAACCAAGAACAGCAAAAACAAGAAAACCCUUCCUAAAUACCUUCACUACGAGACCGACAAACUCUUCAGACUGUUCGUGAAACCCAAACUCAUGAUUAAAAGACAAAACACAUCUUCAGACAGUAUGGAUGAUGUUAUUGAAAACUAUGACUACGAAAACGUGAAUGACCGAGAAAACUUCUGCCCUAGAGAUUUAGAAGGCAACCAUGAUGAUGAGGACGCUGACAGCCAGAUGGGAGAGUUUGACUUUACAGCCGGGGGCAGUGAGUUUAGCCAGUCACAGGAUUCCCAAGACUUCGGAUCCCAACCUGACCAGAUGGAUGGAACGAUGCUUAUUGGGGACAAACUUGUGGCCCAGCCUCAUAAGGUGACAAAAAUAGAUAUAUCCUACGCCAAAACAGCUAAGAAACUCGACGUGAAGAGACUGAAGUCGACCAUGUGGGAUAUCAUGAUACAGGAAACUGUCAAGCCUCCCGUAGAAGCUGAAGCUGCAGACAAACCUGAAGUGGAUGAGAACACAAAUUCCUCCACAGAUCUGGAAAUGAAGGGCACAUGUACUUUCCAGGAGCUACUCGAUAUCCUGCCUGACAAAGUGUCGAGUCAGACUGCCAAGAAUCUCAGUGUCCCCAUAGCCUUCGCCUGUCUCCUCCACCUCGCCAACGAAAAGUGCCUGAAGAUAAUUUCACUUGAUGAAGACCUUGGCAAUCUUGUUAUAUCUCAAGGAUUAUGAUUGUCCUAUCUUAGUGGGUUUUAACAUUGGAGCAUUGCUCUCGUGACCAGGAUUAGUUAUAUCUACUGACUGAGGUUAUUGUUUCUCCGCACUGAGAUUUGUCAGUUCGUCCGACUAAAUUUUGCUGUUUGACCAAUUAAUAAUACACUCCAUCAGCCUAUGAAGAAAACACUGGACAAUUGUGACAGGUUUAGAACGAUGUGGCAGCUAUAUAUAUUAACUACGGUUCAACUCCAACAGAAUUCAACAGACGAAAAGAAAGUUCUUGGAAAAUAUCUUCAUCAGUUAUGAUCAACUUGUUUUCAUAAAUUUCUAUUAUUCAUUGACAAAUUGACUCUCAUAUAUGUAUAUGUAAUUGUAAUAGAAUAAGCUCUUUCCUGUAUAACUUAACAAUGGCUAAUAUAUUUUUGUACAUGAAAAUUGGUUUUUGGAGAGUGUUAUUUAAUAUCAGGGAGACAAGUAAUGUUAUUACUGUUGUAGAGACAAAAAUCAUGAUUAAAAAGUUGUAAAAAAAUGUGAAUGAUAAUUUUGUUCAUAGCCAUAAAUAUGUAUAUAUAUUCAUUUUCACUAUUAACAUAGUGUACCAUUUUAUUCUGCAAAAACCCAUGCCUGAUAAUAAGCCCAUCCAUUUCUUAAGUAGUGAAGCCAACUCAAAAAUAUUUCAUUCUCAAUAAAUAAGCCCACCCCCUACUUUCAGUCAGAGAUAUGUGUCGAUCCCCUGGGCAUAUUGUAGUAUAAAUAUGGUAGUAUUAAACCUUCUAUUUCGAAGUUUAAGCCCAACUUUUGUAUUAGUUUAAGGUUCUCCACUAUUAAAAGAGAGAAAAUACCGACAAAGGGGGGAAAAGCUUUUCAUAAAGUCUUUAGAUUUGAAGCUUAAAAUUCAGUGUGUAGAAAAUGCAUUGCUUCCUGUCCCAUCUGCAGUUUUCUGAUUUUUAGAGGGUGAAUGAAAUAUUCAACAGACAUACUCUACAAGAUACUGCAUUUCUUUGCAUUUACUAAGUCAUCUAGUACUCUGACAUUUUCUACAAGAAAACAAAGAAAUUCCUAAUUCAAAUAUAUUUUGAAUAUAAAAUAUCCUAUAUUCUUAUUUACCAAUUUUUAAAAAUUAAAGUCAUUUUCAGGAUUUAUUAAUGAUUCUCUAAAAAUGCCUUGAUAAACAAAUAAUUUUAUUUUCCUUUUUCAAAUGAAAUUUGUGUAAGGUUUGCUUCUAUUUUCUUGUGAGGUGAUGUAAAAUCAGGUAAACAGAGCAAGUGAAAGUGUUUGAUAUUUUAUUCCUGUUGAUUGUCAUGUUAUGUUUAGUAUUUAUAUUAAUGAUAAAUUGGUCUAGUUGUUAUAGUUGUGAGAAUCGUGUUACGUCGCCUCAAACGUAAACUGUACACACAGGAUCUUGUUACGUGUUACUAACCAUGGUUAUAACCUAUUUGUUGCUAUAAACAGUACCCUUGCCUAUUGUAAUAGGUUACUUCAUUUCAUGUUGAGUUACUUAUAUGCAUUGUAAAUAUUCAUUAAACCUCAAGAACUUCUCUGUUGUUAAGUAUGAUGCUUCUUCUUUCUCUCUUCCCUCUGUCUUCUUCACCUGUCAAAUUCUACAUGUUCGUCUGAAUUUUUGAGGUUCUAGAUUAUGUUAACUGCAGUAGGUGGUUAAAUCCUUUUAUAUACUGUGAAAUCAACAAUUUUUGUGGGGUUUUUAAUUUCGUUGAUUUCUUGAGUAAUCUUCAUCCACAUUUUCAUAGGUCCAUAAAGUAAAUACAACUUUGAUGUAAAGCAAUUUUCUGUGUGAGUGGUAACUCGUAAUCCACGAAUUCAUGCAUACACGAAAUGGUGUUUUGUUGGGAAACCUUCAAACUUGGGCCCCCACAAAAACAUCUGAUUUCACAGUAAGCUCAAAUAGGUCAAUGUACACCACUGUUUUUUUGUAAAAACAUGCUUUCCCUAUACUAUUACAUGUGGGAAAAUUAAUCUGGGUUGCUCAAGCCUUCAACACAAUGUAUACUAUGUAUGUUCUGUAAUAUGUAGUGUGAUUUCAAUCCUCAAUCUUUCUCUUCUGUCACUCUUAAAUCUGUCUCAUGUGAGAAAACAAAUUAGUCGCUCACACCUUAAGCACUCAGAAGUGCUUACCCACUUAAGCUAUACCACAUGUAUAUCAAUAGUGUAACUCCUCUUACCAUAAACAACUUAUACAAAUUAAAUGUACUUUGUCAAAUAUAUUUUUAUGUUAAUCAAAUAAUCAACCAUACAUUUUGAUGUUGAUAUUGUAGGGUAUUCCCAUUGCAUUUAAUGUUUAGCUAACCUUUAUUAUCACUGGAAACUAUCAUUUAUAAACAUUAGUUUCAUGACAAAAAACUUAGAUUAAUAUUUUACAUGUAAACAAAUGACAUCUGGAUGCUUUUUCAAAGCAAAAUCUUUGCAAAUAGGUUGAUUAACCUGUGACCACUGUUACUAACCUGUGACUCAUUAGAUUGAUAUUUGACUUUUCAGACUAAUGUGAACCCCACUGACCUUUGAACUUGAAGAUUGACCCCACCAACUGACAUAUGACUUCUCAGACUAAUCUUUUAGACUGACCUGUGACCUUUCUGACUGUCCUGUGAAUUUUAAGACAGAUAUGCUGACACAUAGCCUUUCAGACAGACAUGUGACCCCUCUGACUGACUUGUGACCUUUCAGACAGAUAUGUGACCCCUCUAACUGACAUGUUACCUUUCUGACAGACAUUUGACCCAAGACCACAGAGUUCCAGUGUGUAACUACAAACAAUAAACAGAAGAUGUCAGAAAAAGAAUUCAAUAUUAAUCAAAUAAAAUAAAAUAAAACAAAGUCCAUAUUUGCAUGAUUGAACAACUCCAAUUAUAACAAAAUGGCAUCCAAAAUGGAAAGCUGGUGUUGCAAAGCAUUGUGACAUCAUUUCUUGCAAGGGUAAUUAGUUAUUUGAUGUAGGGUACUAGACGUUAUGAGACCUGUUGCAGUUAAGGAGGAAUACAUCAUAGAUGUCAUGGUAUUCCUGACCAUUAUAUAAACUGUGUAGGGUCCCUGUGGAGAGAGGAAACAUGUCUCCUGAACUCACUAACACAUACUCAGAAGUAGUGCUACAAUACUGUAUUAUAUAGGUUAUACAAACCAUGGUGUCACUGAAGUGGUAUCAACAUUUCCAGUAAAUAGUUAUUGCAUUUUGAUGGGAGAAACAUAGACUUUGUUAGAUCUUUUAUUCAAAAUGAAAUUUUUCGGAAGGUCUACACUGUAUAGGGUAAUGCAUCAGAAAUAUGAGGUUGACCUCAAGUAUCUAGUAUUCAUAUUAAUUAUCUAGUGUCCAUGCAGAUUGUCUUGUCCCCAUACAGACUGUCUAGUCCCCAUACAGACUGUCUAGUGUCCAUACAGAUUGCGUCCGUACAGAUUGUCUUUUGUCACGUAUAGAUUGUCUUGUGUCCAUACAGAUUGUCUUGUGUCCAUACUGAUUGUCUUGUGUCACGUACAGAUUGUCUUGUGUCCGUACAGAUUGUCUUGUGUCCAUACAGAUUGGCCUGCAUCCGUACAGAUUGUCUUGUGUCACGUACAGAUUGUCUUGUGUCCAUACAGAUUGUCUAGUGUCCAUACAGAUUGUCUUGUGUCCAUACAGAUUGUCUUGCGUCCGUCCAGAUUGUCUUGUGUCACGUACAGAUUGUCUUGUGUCCAUACUGAUUGUCUUGUGUCCGUACAAAUUGUCUUGUGGCCGUACAGAUUGUCUUGUGUCCAUACAGAUUGUCUUAGAUUGUCUUGUGUCGGUACAGAUUGUCUUGUGUCCAUAUACAUGCUCUUGUGUUUAUGAACAGACUAUUCACCUGUGUAUAAACUCUGUGGAUAAAUAAUGGUAACAAUAAAACGAAGGUACUGCU